Molecule: messenger RNA, 846 nt
Organism: Penicillium samsonianum
Lineage: Eukaryota; Fungi; Ascomycota; Eurotiomycetes; Eurotiales; Aspergillaceae
Exons: 1
Coding region: 1-846 (281 amino acids)
Source: RefSeq, a predicted model, not a curated record
AUGAGAGCCUCGCUUGCCUUUCUUUGGAUCUUUGCCAUUUUCCCCCGCAUUGCUGUUGCAGUGACGGGCGGCUCCCAACUCGCGCACAACUAUGAAGCGAUUUACUUCUAUUACGGUUAUUUGGCCGACGUCGCCAUCAAUGGAGAUCUUCGCACCCUAGGUGUUAAGUGCAGCCCAACGUCUGGUACUGUCUGUACCUUCUUGGAGUUCAUCAGAAGCAUCGAGAGCGAUUUUGAUGCCGCGGUCCUACCCAAGGACAACGAGCUACCACCCGAGGACAGCAAGCUAGGAGCGACAACAACUAGGCCAGGAGAUUUGAAAGAACUGGCCACUGCGAUGACUAGAUGGAAAUAUAAUAGAUAUGUCGCCGAUAAUUUGGUUUCAGGCGGCAAGCAACGGCACAGUGAAGUCCUCUUUAGGACGACCGAGAUCCUCAUCAACGCGCGUGACAACCACCCGACUGUUCUGGCGGGAGAUCUUCUUGAACGAGCCAAGAAAGCGCUAGUGUAUGUUCAGGCAGAGCGCGAGACUGACAGCCUCCAAGAUAAGAAGAAAUUCUUUACUGCGGAGUUUGCAAAAUUGGUGAUUGUGGAGAAAACUGUUGGGUUGGAGAAUGAGUUGGUCUCAUUCCAGGACAUCGAUUGGCAACAAUCAGCGGUGGAAACCGCUUCGAAGUACGGAGGAUCACAGCAAGGUUUUUUGGAAGGAUUUGAGGAUUUUGCCCGGCAUAUGACUGGGAAUCCCAAUAUCCCAACCCAAUUCCGGGAACAUACGUUGAUUCUGCAGAGCAUCCGCACGCAGUCCGAUUCAUUGGGGAGUGUUGAAAGCUGCAGAGCGAUUGGGUAG